AAGAUACAGCUGAUACAGAAUCUGAGAUGAACUGUGUCUGGGAGAAGAUAGCUACAGGAAUAAUACGUGCAGCUAAUAAGAAUAUUCCUAGAAAAAAGGUUUCUAAAAUAAUCAAUGCAAGAAGAGAAAACAAGUUUAAAAAAUCUUGUUUGCACGAAAAUGUGAUUAGGCUUAGCAAACUAGUGAGAAGUCUAAAGAAGAAAAUUGGGCUUAGAAUCAGGAUAGAUGACAAAGACGAGAUUAACAUGUAA
This is a messenger RNA of Dentiscutata heterogama, 251 nucleotides long. The record is from the annotation of a GenBank genome assembly. Lineage: Eukaryota; Fungi; Glomeromycota; Glomeromycetes; Diversisporales; Gigasporaceae.